AUGAUAUUAACAACUAAAGGACAAUUUGAUGCAGUUUAUCAAUUUUAUGGUCAAUCUUCAGUUGAUUCAACAAAAGAACUACAUAAAUUAUCACGUUCACUUGAAAAAUCUCCAACAUUUAUUCAAUCUCGUCGUUAUCAUUUCGAUCAAUUAACACGUGAUAUUUAUGAUCUUGAUCAUCCAUUAUCAUUUAUAGCUCCAAUAUCUUCUUCAUAUUAUUAUUCUUAUAGUGGUCUAGGUACACAAUUAUCUAUUUCAAGUCAAGAAGCUUGUCGUUUAACAAAUAACUUUUGUUUAUCUGAUUAUCAAUGUUGUUCAGAAAAAUGUCGAUGUAUUAAAUGGUCUAUUGUAGGAAAAAUGUCAUGUUGGAAAAAAUGUUUUUAA
Molecule: messenger RNA, 384 nt
Organism: Rotaria sordida
Lineage: Eukaryota; Metazoa; Rotifera; Eurotatoria; Philodinida; Philodinidae
Source: the annotation of a GenBank genome assembly